Hippoglossus stenolepis (Pacific halibut) is the source of this 2769-nucleotide messenger RNA. RefSeq names its product intraflagellar transport protein 122 homolog. Gene Ontology annotation, biological process: intraciliary retrograde transport; non-motile cilium assembly; protein localization to cilium. Gene Ontology annotation, molecular function: protein binding. NCBI's taxonomy places the organism in Eukaryota, Metazoa, Chordata, Actinopteri, Pleuronectiformes, Pleuronectidae. The transcript is spliced from 21 exons. The record is from RefSeq and is a predicted model, not a curated record. Gene Ontology annotation, cellular component: intraciliary transport particle A; non-motile cilium.
UACCUUGCCCUUGGCAUGAUGAAUGGAGUCGUGAGCGUACGAAACAAGAGGGCAAAGGAGAAGGUUAAGAUAGAGCGUCCGGGAGGCUCCUCCUCUCCCAUCUGGUCUGUAGCCUGGAACCCUUCGAAGGAUGAGCACAAUUACAUCCUGUCUGUGGCAGACUGGGGUCAGAAGCUUUCCUUCUAUCAGCUGAGUGGAAAACAGAUUGGAAAAGACAGGACGCUCAACUAUGACCCGUGUUGCGUCACCUACUCCUCUGAGGGCGAAUACAUAGUCAUGGGUGGUUCUGAUAAACAGGCCUCCCUCUAUACUAAAGAUGGAGUGCGACUCAGCACCAUUGGCGAGCAGAAUUCCUGGGUGUGGACGUGCCGGGUGAAGCCUGACUCCAACUUUGUGGUGUUGGGCUGCCAGGAUGGAACCAUUGCCUGCUACCAACUUAUCUCCAGUACAGUUUACGGCCUCUACAAGGAUCUCUAUGCUUAUAGAGACAGCAUGACCAAUGUCAUUGUCCAGCACCUCAUCACAGAACAAAAAGUGAGGAUCAAAUGCCAAGAGCUGGUGAAGAAGAUCGCCAUCUACAGAAACCUCCUCGCCAUCCAGCUGCCUGAGAAGAUCGUCAUCUAUGAGCUUUAUUCAGAUGACUCAUCAGACAUGCACUACUGCAUCAAGGAGAACAUUUGCACAGAGCCUAAAUGCAACCUAAUGGCAGUCUGCUCCGAGCACAUCAUCCUGUCUCAGGAGAAGCGGCUCCAGUGUCUGUCCUUCACCAGUGUCAGGGAGAAAGAAUGGGAGAUGGAGUCCCUAAUUGGCUACAUCAAAGUUAUCGGUGGUCCUCCAGGCAGAGAGGGUCUAUUAGUUGGGCUGAAGAAUGGAGCUAUCCUGAAGAUAGUUCUUGACGAUCAGCUUCCCAUCACGCUGCUGACGCUGUCAGCUUCAGUGCGUGGCCUGGACAUGAGCGCCUACCGCAAAAAACUGGCUGUGGUGGACGAGCACAACACUCUGCUGGUCUACGACAUCAACAGCAAAGAACUGCUUUUUCAGGAGCCUAAUGCUAACAGCGUUGCUUGGAACACCCAGUGUGAAGACAUGUUGUGCUUCUCCGACAGUGGGUACCUUAAUAUCAAGGCCAUUGAUUUCCCAGUACAACAGCAGAAGAUGCAGGGUUUUGUGGUUGGCUACAAUGGCUCGAAGAUCUUCUGCCUCCAUGACAAUUCUUUGUUAGAAGUGGAGGUACCUCAGAGAGCCCUGAGCAUGUACACUGACCUGCGCAUGUUUGAGUAUGCCUCGGAGUUUGUCAAAGAAAUGGACACUGGGAUCCUGACGACCAAGCCGGCAAACUGGGCUAAGAGCAGCGAGGAGCCUCGGGCUGCAGCAGAGAUGUACCUGUCAGCUGGAGAGCAUCUCAAAGCCAUUGACAUCAUCGGCGAGCAUGGCUGGGCAGACAUGCUGAUCGAUAUUGCUCGUAAGUUGAACAAGGCUGAGCACGAGCCACUGGGAAAAUGUGCACUCUACUUCAAGAAGCUGAAGCACCACGGCUAUGCCUCGGAGAUCUAUUCCAAGAUGGGGGACUUGCAGGCUCUGAUGCACCUGCAUGUGGAAACCCGGCACUGGGAAGAGGCCUUCUCACUGGUGGAGAAUCACCCCCAGUUCACAAGUGACGUCUUUGUGCCUUAUGCUGAGUGGUUGACUAAGAAAGGUCGUUUCGAGGGGGCACAGGAAGCAUUUCACAAGGCGGGGCGACAGAACGAAGCUGUGAAAGUCCUGGAGCAGCUUACCCACAAUGCAGUGGUGGAGAACAGGUUCAAUGACGCUGGGUACUACUACUCGAUGCUGUCUAUGCAGUGUCUGGACAUCGCCAGAGAAGAUGAAGAGCAGAGGGAUGAGAUGCUGAAGAAGUUUGAGCAUUUUCAGCAUCUUGCUGAACUCCACCACGUCUAUCGCUCUAUUCAGCGUUACACGGAUGAGCCCUUCAGCUCCCACAUGCCAGAGACGCUCUUCAACAUCUGCAGGUUCCUCCUGAACAACCUCAUCAAGGACAAACCACGAGGCAUCUCUGAAGUUAGCAUCUUGUAUGCACUGGUGAAGCAGAGUGAAAAGCUGGGUGCAUAUAAACUUGCCAGGUAUUGUUAUGAGAAGCUCCAGGAGUUGUACAUUCCCUCUCGCCUCCAGGACUCCAUCGAGCUGGGCAGCCUCAAACUUCGCAGCAAACCCUGCAGGGACAGCGAGGGUGUCUUUAACGCCAUGAUGUGCUACCGCUGCUCCACCGACAACCCCCUGCUGAACAAACAGGGGAGUGUGUGCAAAAACUGCAGGCAGCCUUUCAUCUACUCAGCUUCUUCAUAUGAGGUGCUGCCCCUGGUCCAGUUCUACCUGGAGGACAACAUCACUGAUGAGGAGGCUGCCCGACUUGUUGACAUGGAGGUUCCUCACAUGAAAGAUGUGGACAAUGAGCUGCAGCCUUUGAGGCUGGAUGAGGCUGCAGAUGAAGCAGAGGACGACCCAUUCACUGCCAAAAUGAGCUUUGAGCAGGGGGGCUCGAACUUUGUCCCCAUCAAGGUGAGUCGCUCAGCGCUGCGCUCCAUGAGCAGGAGGGACGUCCUGAUCAAACGCUGGCCCAGGCCGCUCAAAUGGGAAUACUUCUGCUCCCUGCUGCCAGAUGUGAGCAUCACCAUGUGCCCCACCUGCUUCAAGAUGUUUCGUUGAGAGGAUUAUGAGUCUCUGGUGACUCAGCACAAGGGCUGCCCCUGCUGUCGCAGAUCAGAGAAUUAA